AGUUCAGACUUCAGAUUUAGUUUAGAGGUGGGAUAUGUUAGCAGUGUAGAAUAAAAUACGUGUGACGGGUUAACCUAGAAUAUCGAAAUAUUCCUUGUGUUUGCGUGCAAUAUAAUAACAACGUCAAGUGUUUGUGCAAUAUGCUAUUGAGGACAAAAAGAUAGCUGGUUUAUUUCAGAAACACUUGCUUGCAUCUCAUACACAUGAAGAUUUUCGAAUUCGGGAGAACCUGACGCAUUUUCAAAAGCUGAGCCUGUGAACAAAAUCGUAGAAAAUAUCAAUCAAAAUUAUGCUCUCUAAAGAUAAUACAAAAUAAUAUCUCUAUUUUAAAGUAUAAUCAAAUAGUCCAUUAUCAUAUUCAAAUAAAGUUUGUGUGGUAUUUAUAAUCAAAUCAGUUACUUGUGAACUAAGUGGUUACAUUAUUUGUAUACAAUUUAUGCCUACACAAUUUUUUCAAUCCAUUUUUAACAUCGAUCAAAAACAUAGUUUUUUUAAUUUUUUUUAGAAAUCACCAUUCGAUCAAACUAAAAGAACAAAAACGUACCUAUUAUUCUUCCAUUCGAAGCUUUCUAUUAUCAAUUCUUAAUUACUAAUCUUUCUAUCAUCAAUUUUGUAUUUCCUGUAUUUUAACUCUUUCAUACCACUUUCCAAUGAAACAAACCUGUGGGAGUUUUUAAUUAGUUUUGGGGAAAUUUCUGUUUAUCGGGUUGGGGUUGUGCUACGGAACAAAAUCGGCGUAUCAUAUUUUGGAGCCUGUAUCAUUUGCUCCAUUGCAAGCAAUGGGCAGAAGUGUGAGUUUGUGUAGUGAUAGUGGGGCAACGCGUUGCAUGGCAUUGCUUGUGCUUGCAACGCUGUUGGUGAUUGGUAGUUGUGAAGUGGCCUUGAAACGGAAACCGGUUGUCUACAUGAACCAGUUCGCCGUUCACAUACCAACUGGUGACGAGGAUGCCAGUUCUAUAGCAGCGAAACAUGGAUUUCGAAAUAUUGGACAGAUUGGCGCGUUGAAAGGCUUCUAUCUGUUUGAACAUCAGAGAGUUCACAAGCGGUCAACCCUACACAAUGAUGAGCAUCAUGGAAAGCUACAUCAGGAACCAAGGGUAUUAUGGGUACAGCAACAGCACGAGAAACGUCGCGUGAAGCGUGACUUCGGCGACAGCUUUGCGACGUUCGGAAGCGACUUUUCUGGUCUGUACGACACAGGCGACGCUGUACAGGUGUCAGCCUCGCAUCGCCCGCACUACAGGGGCGCGCCCUUCCCUGAUCCACUCUACAAGGAGCAAUGGUACCUGAAUGGAGGGGCCAAAGAUGGCUACGACAUGAACAUUGCGCAUGCGUGGGAAAAGGGCUACACUGGAAAAGGUGUCGUUGUGUCGAUUCUAGAUGAUGGCAUUCAGACUAAUCACCCGGAUUUGGCUCUUAACUAUGACGCAUUGGCCAGCACAGACAUCAACGACAACGACAACGAUCCGAUGCCACGUGACAACGGCGACAACAAACAUGGCACCCGUUGUGCGGGCGAAGUGGCCGCGGUGGCUUUCAACCAGUACUGCGGUAUAGGAGUCGCCUACAAUGCCAGCAUCGGAGGAGUUCGAAUGUUGGAUGGAACAGUGAACGACGCGGUGGAGGCGAGGGCGUUGGGUUUGAAUCCCGACCACAUUGACAUCUACAGCGCGUCGUGGGGCCCUGAGGAUGACGGCAAGACUGUCGAUGGACCAGGACCUCUGGCCAGGAGAGCCUUCAUCAAUGGAGUCACUGCUGGCAGAAAAGGCAAAGGUUCGAUAUUUGUGUGGGCAUCAGGCAAUGGAGGGAGACACACUGAUUCGUGCAACUGCGAUGGAUAUACUAACAGCAUCUUCACCCUGUCAAUCUCCAGUGCUACACAAGGAGGGUGAGUACCCUUAUAACAGUAGGCCUAUCUUUAUAAGAGUUGAACAUUUCUAGCAAAAAAAUAAGAGUUUAAUGGGUCUCAAACUCGCAACCUCUGAUUCAUCAAGCGCGCACACUACCAACUAU
Nilaparvata lugens (brown planthopper) is the source of this 2013-nucleotide messenger RNA. Its product is annotated as furin-like protease 2. Gene Ontology annotation, biological process: protein processing. Gene Ontology annotation, molecular function: serine-type endopeptidase activity. Gene Ontology annotation, cellular component: Golgi membrane; trans-Golgi network. The coding region runs from base 780 to 1892 and encodes 370 amino acids. The record is from RefSeq and is a predicted model, not a curated record. NCBI's taxonomy places the organism in Eukaryota, Metazoa, Arthropoda, Insecta, Hemiptera, Delphacidae. The transcript has 8 exons.